AUGUCUACUUCGCCUGCAGAACAGCCUACCAAUGUUGAGCAAACUAAACCAGCUCCUAGAGUCGUGGAAGAUGAGCAAGACAUUGAUAAGUCAGUUUAUAAACGUGGCCAGCAAGCCAAAUGGGCUCGUUCCAGAAAGGCAGAGAGAGGUGACAGGAAUAACAAGAGGCAGAGAAGAGAUGGAGAACUUCCACGUGUUUUAGAUUCAGACGGGAACCCAUUGCCAUCUGAACCUAGACGACCAAAGAAAAAGGUUGCUUGUUUAAUUGGAUAUUGUGGAACGGGCUAUCAUGGUAUGCAAUUAAAUCCACCCCAAAAAACUAUUGAAGGUGAUCUUUUCGAAGCUUUUGUGGAAAGUGGUGCAAUUUCAAGAGACAACUCCAAUGAUUUGAAAAAAUCCAGUUUCAUGAGAGCAGCUAGAACCGAUAAGGGCGUUCACGCUGCCGGUAAUGUCAUUUCACUCAAGAUGAUUAUUGAAGAUGAGGAUAUUUUAGAGAAGAUUAACUCAAAGCUGCCCCCAACUAUCCGUGUUUGGGGUUAUGAGAGAACUAACAAAAACUUCGAUUGCCGUAAGAUGUGUUCAUCACGAAUCUAUGAGUAUCUGAUGCCAACAUUUUCCUUCUUACCUCCUAAACCCAAUUCUCCCCUUGCCAGACAGAUCAAGGAAGCCAAUGAGGAGACUCCUGGCGUGACAAGGGAUGACCCGGAGGGUUCAAAAUGGUGGGCAGACGUUUUAGAGAAACUGCAUGCGAGUGGAAUUACCGACAAGGAUAUUCAAGAUGCACAGGAAGCCACUAUAAAUAAAGAAAAAAAUAAUGAUUCAGACGAUGAGCCGGACAUGCUUUUGGAAGAGAUCGUCAGAAAGAUCAAGCAAACCGAAAAUCAAGCAAGGAGAGAAUAUCGUAUCUCCAAAGAGAGGCUGGAACUAGUCAAUAAGGCCAUGCAAAUGUACAUUGGACACCACAACUUUCAUAACUUCACUUUGGGAAAACAUUUCAAAGAUGCGUCUGCUAACAGGUAUAUGAAGGAGAUUACCGUAUCGGAACCUUUUGUCAUUGAGGGAACGGAAUGGGUGUCAAUCAAGAUUCAUGGACAAUCUUUCAUGCUUCAUCAGAUCAGAAAAAUGAUCGCAAUGGCUGCUUUGGUUGUUAGAACUGGAUGUCCCCUAGGAAGAAUCACUGAAGCUUUUCAAUCUUCUAGGAUUAACAUUCCUAAAGCACCUGCGCUUGGUUUGCUACUUGAGCAACCCGUCUACGAAGGUUAUAAUACGAGACUUAAGGCCUUUGGAUAUAACGAAUUGACUUUCACUCCAUUUGAGAAAGAGAUGAAUGAGUUCAAGAUGAAACAUAUUUAUGAUAAAAUUUACGCGGAGGAAGUCAAAGACAACACUUUUCACGGAUUCUUUGGCUUCAUUGACGGAUUCAAUGGAACUCCUAUUUUCAACUUCUUGACAGCCAAUGGUAUCAAAGACUCUCAAGAAGUACGCGAGGUUGUCAUCCCCAAUGAAAAGAAUGAGGGAAUCGCCGAGUAG
Komagataella phaffii GS115 is the source of this 1530-nucleotide messenger RNA. RefSeq names its product tRNA:pseudouridine synthase, introduces pseudouridines at positions 26-28, 34-36, 65, and 67 of tRNA. The transcript has 2 exons. Gene Ontology annotation, biological process: tRNA pseudouridine synthesis; mRNA pseudouridine synthesis. The coding region runs from base 1 to 1530 and encodes 509 amino acids. Gene Ontology annotation, molecular function: RNA binding; pseudouridine synthase activity. The record is from RefSeq and is a predicted model, not a curated record. Lineage: Eukaryota; Fungi; Ascomycota; Pichiomycetes; Pichiales; Pichiaceae. Gene Ontology annotation, cellular component: nucleus.